AUGUCUAUGUCUACCAAUGUCCAUUACCAAGUCAAUGAUGGCCGUGCAGUAUCUAGAGUCGAACUUUCGAAAGGAAAUGGCCUUAUCGACUUACGCGAUUCAAUCAAGGAAAAAGAAUUACUUAACGUGGCUAGCAGUACCCUGAAGCUUUUCGUAACGCCUGGAAAUACGGGUCGUUUUGAACUUGAUGGACCUCUGUUUCAAAAGUACAAUAAGAAAUUUGAAGACUUAAUACAGAAUGUUCCCAUUAACAAAGAUAAUCCAAUUAUAGUGGAGCUUCCUGAGGGUGAACCUUCAACCAAAAGGCAAAAAAGAGCUCUUUCUGAAAUUCUCAGUGAAUUGGGUUUUGAACAUGUAUAUACUCGAAAUCGCAUUGAUUUGAAUAAGCUGAGCUGUGAAGAGCUUGUGCGUUUCAUCACGAAACUUGGUCAACCACUGAUGGAUCAGGACUUGUUUGGUGUGGUGUUUGAUACUGCUUCUUCAAUCAAGGACAAAAAGGUUCCAGUGCCCAAAAGCAAUGGCAUCAUCACGUCAAAUGAACCUUUAUCUCUACCAGUAGUUUACAUGCAUCAACUCUUUGUAAGGCCUGAUUAUGUAAAUCUCUACAACAUCAUCGUCAAGAAAGGUGGUCGCAUACACCUCACAGGCACAUCCGGCAUUGGAAAAUCCUGCUUUCUUGUGUACUUUGUUAUCCGCCUGUUGAGUGAGAGCAGAGAUGAAGCCCCAAAUGUCAUCGUCUUCCAAACCAAAGAUCCUCUGCAGAAAUGGUACUGCUUCAUGGGGACAAGUGCUUUGCGUUGUGGAAGUUACCAGGAUUUUUAUUCUGUUUUGACCUUUAAAAAUGCAUGGUAUUUAGCUGAUGACAUCGUGGAUCCCCGUGUCCUCAAUGUAAAUACUCUCGUCACUCUUUCACUGAACAGUCUCUAUGAGUAUGGCAAUAAACAGUUCCAAGAGUAUGCCAAAAACUGUAUGACAUAUUAUAUGCCUCCCUGGAGUAUUAAUGAACUGACAUCCUGCCAGCAACAGAUCUUCCCAAAUUUACCCCCUGCUUUGAUGAGCAAACUUUUCCUUAAGGCCGGAGGUAUCCCAAGAUACAUACUGCAGCAGGGGCAAAUUCAAUGGGAUGAUCCUGCCAACAACCAAAACUAUGAUCUUGUUGAAAAAAAGGCUUUGCGACGUUUCUUUCUGGCUUUUACAGAACUUGGUAAUACGGUCAAGCUUUUGGAAUGCUUUCGUGAUGGAGGUCAUUACAUGAAAUACAGUAGCCGUUUGAUCCAUACUUGGAAUAGUGAUGAUUCGUACACGGACUGUUACUUUAAGUUUGCUUCACGUUAUGUCUUCGACAAAAUCCAGGAUUGCUUCACAGAAGAAACUGCACGAUAUAUGUUACGGCAAUUAGCUGAUCAUACUUUCUAUGGUACCAACUACAGAGGGAAAAUGUUCGAGCUAUAUGUUCUCUAUCUAUGGCGAUCAGGUGGCAGUCGAUACACAACUAAAAAACUUGGGGUCGCGAAUAGUUCAUCGGGAGAGCUCUGUACACAGAGAAACCCCAGCAUUCACCGAGUUCAAAAUGUAGAUACCUUCAAAAUACCUGACAGAUCGAAGAAUGAGCUCUUUAUACCGCUCCACUGCAAUUUCCCAACUGCUGAUUUUAUUGUGUCACCCGACAAAAUCUUCCAGAUUACAAUUACUACAGAUCAUGGUGUUAACAUGAAUGGAUUGGUGAAAAUCAUGAACGAAAUGCGUAGAGCAAAUCCCGGGACAGAUAAAAUCAAAAUUUUUUUCGUCGUCCCAGAGGAUAUUUACAAUAACUUUAAAUUUCAAAACUACAUGACAGCUAAAAAUCAGAAGGCUCAACACCUGGCUUAUGAAACAAAAUACGUUGAACAAUGGGCAUUGAAAAUUGACAUUGCAUCUGCGCAACGUCUAUAG
This is a messenger RNA of Paraglomus brasilianum, 1932 nucleotides long. Lineage: Eukaryota; Fungi; Glomeromycota; Glomeromycetes; Paraglomerales; Paraglomeraceae. The record is from the annotation of a GenBank genome assembly.